Microthlaspi erraticum is the source of this 2688-nucleotide messenger RNA. NCBI's taxonomy places the organism in Eukaryota, Viridiplantae, Streptophyta, Magnoliopsida, Brassicales, Brassicaceae. The record is from the annotation of a GenBank genome assembly.
AUGGGGAUCACGGAGGGGCGAUUCCGUUCCCUUCCGUCACUUCUUCUUCUUCUGUUAUCUGCAUCUACUUUAAUCUCAGCUGCCGAUUACUCUCCCACCGACAAAAUCCUGUUGAAUUGCGGCGGCUCCUCCGAUUCAGUCGACACAGAUAACCGCACGUGGAUCCCCGAUGUCAAAUCCAAGUUCCUCUCUUCAUCGGGAGACUCCAAGACGUCUCCGGCGGCGACGCAGGAUGCUUCAGUCCCCGAGGUCCCUUACAUGACGGCUCGCGUUUUUCGAUCUCCCUUCACCUACUCUUUCCCCGUAGCAGCAGGUCGUAAAUUCGUGCGUCUCUACUUCUACCCAAACACAUACGACGGCCUCAACGCCACGGCCUCCCUCUUCUCCGUCUCCACCGGCCCUUACACUCUCCUCAAAAACUUCAGCGCCGCUCAAACUGCGCAGGCGGUGUCAUACGCUUUCAUCAUCAAGGAGUUCAUCGUCAACGUCGACGGCGGAGCAUUGAACCUGACAUUCACGCCGGAAUCGAAACCUUCCAACGCUUACGCGUUUGUUAACGGGAUUGAGGUGACCUCGAUGCCUGAUCUCUACAGCAGCACGGACGGGACGUUGGUGAUGGUGGGAUCGCCUACUGCGGUCACCAUCGACAACAGUACUGCUCUUGAGAAUGUUUAUCGGCUCAACGUUGGAGGCAACGACAUCUCCCCCUCCGCCGAUACAGGUCUCUACAGAUCUUGGUACGACGAUCAGCCUUACGUUUUCGCCGCCGGGCUCGGAAUCCCGGAGACUGCUGAUCCCAACAUGACCAUUAAGUAUCCCACCGGCACACCUGAGUAUAUCGCUCCGAAGGACGUUUACUCGACGGCUAGGUCGAUGGGACCAAGUGCUGCUCUCAAUGUCAACUACAAUCUGACUUGGAGCUUCAGUGUUGACUCCGGCUUCAUUUACCUCGUCAGGCUCCAUUUCUGUGAGGUCUCUCAGAACAUCACCAAGCCUAACCAACGCGUGUUUACCAUCUUCCUCAACAAUCAAACCGCUGAGCCUGAAGCUGAUGUGAUUGCGUGGACGGAUGGAAACGGGAUUGCGUUUCACAAAGAUUACGUUGUGAAUCCUCCGGAAGGGAAGGGACAGCAAGAUCUCUGGCUUGCUCUCACUCCAAACCAGAGGAACAAGCCGCAGUAUUAUGAUUCUAUUCUUAACGGAGUUGAGAUAUUCAAGAUGAAUGCAACGGAUGGUAAUCUUGCGGGUACCAAUCCUAUACCUGGUCCAGUGGUGACUCCAGAUCCCUCCAAAGUGCUAACCGCGCGUACUGGUCGUUCCAAGAACAUUACGGCUAUUGUUGCAGGCGUAGCCAGUGGUGUAGUGGUUCUGCUUCUUGGCAUCGGUUUCUGCUUGGUAGCUGCUUACCGGAGACGUAAACGCGGUGAUUACCAGCCUGCGAGUGAUGCAACAUCAGGGUGGCUUCCUCUGUCUCUCUAUGGAAACUCGCAUUCCGCUGGCUCGGGGAAGACAAACACAACAGGAAGCUACGCCUCUUCGCUCCCGUCGAAUCUCUGCCGUCAUUUCUCCUUCGCUGAGAUCAAAGCCGCCACUAAGAACUUCGAUGAGUCUAGGGUGCUUGGUGUUGGAGGUUUCGGAAAGGUUUACAGAGGAGAGAUUGAUGGUGGAACUACUAAAGUAGCCAUCAAGCGAGGCAAUCCGAUGUCGGAGCAAGGUGUACACGAGUUCCAGACUGAGAUUGAAAUGCUUUCAAAGCUUAGACAUCGUCACCUUGUCUCGUUGAUUGGGUACUGUGAAGAGAACUGCGAGAUGAUCCUAGUGUAUGACUACAUGGCUCAUGGCACAAUGCGAGAGCAUCUCUACAAAACUCAGAAUCCUUCUCUUCCCUGGAAGCAACGUCUUGAGAUCUGCAUCGGUGCAGCAAGAGGCUUGCACUAUCUACACACUGGUGCUAAACACACGAUCAUUCACAGAGAUGUGAAGACGACAAACAUCUUACUGGAUGAGAAAUGGGUGGCUAAGGUCUCUGAUUUCGGUCUGUCCAAGACCGGUCCUACACUAGACCACACGCACGUGAGCACUGUCGUGAAAGGAAGUUUUGGUUAUCUCGACCCAGAGUACUUCAGACGGCAGCAACUUACGGAGAAAUCCGACGUCUACUCCUUUGGCGUGGUUCUCUUCGAAGCUCUAUGCGCACGGCCGGCUCUGAACCCGACACUAGCGAAGGAGCAAGUGAGCUUAGCUGAGUGGGCACCGUACUGCUACAAGAAAGGCAUGCUUGAUCAAAUCGUUGAUCCGUAUCUCAAGGGGAAGAUCACGCCGGAGUGCUUCAAGAAAUUUGCUGAAACGGCGAUGAAAUGUGUGCUAGACCAGGGAAUUGAGAGACCUUCUAUGGGAGAUGUUCUUUGGAACUUGGAGUUCGCGUUGCAGCUUCAGGAAAGCGCGGAGGAGAGCGGGAAAGGAAUAUGCAGUGACAUGGACAUGGAUGAGAUCAAGUUCGACGAAGGAAACUGUAAAGGGAAGAACAACAGUGACAAGAGUGCUGAUGUGUAUGAAGGGAACGUGACUGACUCGAGGAGCAGUGGAAUAGACAUGAGCAUCGGUGGUCGGAGUUUGGCCAGUGAAGAUUCAGAUGGACUCACUCCAAGUGCUGUGUUUUCUCAGAUCAUGAAUCCCAAAGGACGUUAG